This is a messenger RNA of Mya arenaria, 15620 nucleotides long. Its product is annotated as kinesin heavy chain-like. The transcript is spliced from 25 exons. The coding region runs from base 282 to 3176 and encodes 964 amino acids. Gene Ontology annotation, molecular function: microtubule binding; microtubule motor activity; ATP binding. NCBI's taxonomy places the organism in Eukaryota, Metazoa, Mollusca, Bivalvia, Myida, Myidae. The record is from RefSeq and is a predicted model, not a curated record. Gene Ontology annotation, biological process: microtubule-based movement; mitotic spindle organization.
GCUGAAUUUUUGAUGAUGGAAACAUAAUUUUAUCGAUUUAUGUAUAUACUUUUGUAUUUAGUCGAAAGGUGGUGUUAAAAAUCAAUGCAUAAAUGUAUUUUUCAUGAGCAUCUGUAACUGGUAGAUCAAGAAUUUGUUAGAUUAAGUAACAAUUUAACAUUAAUUGUGUAAAAAUGAGUUCUGAAAAAUCUUGACAGCCACACCUGGCUAGGAAAAUUAUAUCGUUACAUGGUUCUUUCAACCAAUUUACUGAUUAGAGAGUGAAGUUUUAACAUAGAACUAUGAUAGAGCCUGUAGCACCAUCUGAUGAGACCAUCAAGGUCGUUUGCAGAGUGCGGCCAUUGAACAGCUCAGAAGAAAAGGCUGGAAGUAAAUUUGUCCUCAAAUUUCCAUCGGACGAGACCAUAUCAUGUGGUGGUUUAGGAUCAGAAAGCCGUGGCCCUGCCAAGGUGUUUGCCUUUGAUCGAGUGCUGAAGCCGAACGUCUCCCAGGAGUAUGUGUACACAGUGGCUGCCAAGCCAAUUGUGGCAGAUGUACUCAGUGGGUACAAUGGUACGAUAUUCGCGUACGGGCAGACAUCCUCCGGCAAGACCCAUACUAUGGAAGGUGUUAUGGGUAAUGACGACCUGCAGGGAAUCAUCCCGAGAAUCGUCCAGGAUAUAUUCAACUUUAUCUACGGCAUGGAUGAGAACCUAGAGUUUCAUAUUAAAGUAUCCUACUUUGAGAUUUACAUGGACAAAAUCAGAGAUCUUCUCGAUGUGACAAAAACCAAUCUCUCUGUGCACGAGGAUAAGAAUAAAGUCACCUUUGUGAAGGGGGCAACGGAGCGGUUUGUGUCAAGCCCUGAAGAAGUGAUGGAGACUAUAGAUGAAGGAAAGUCGAACCGACACGUGGCAGUCACCAACAUGAAUGAGCACAGCAGUCGAAGCCACAGCGUGUUUCUGAUCAAUGUGAAGCAAGAGAACACAGCCACACAGAAGAAACUGAGUGGCAAACUUUACCUAGUCGACUUGGCCGGAAGUGAGAAGGUAAGCAAGACCGGAGCAGAGGGUGCAGUGCUGGAUGAAGCCAAGAACAUCAACAAGUCACUGUCAGCCCUCGGAAAUGUUAUCUCCGCACUGGCUGAGGGAAAUAAAAGCCAUGUUCCCUAUCGAGACAGCAAGUUGACCCGUAUCCUACAGGAGAGUUUAGGAGGCAACGCUCGCACAACAAUGAUCAUCUGUUGUUCUCCAGCAUCGUAUAACGAUUCAGAGACCAAGUCUACCCUGCUGUUUGGACAGAGAGCCAAGACGAUCAAGAAUGUGGUGUGUGUGAACGAGGAGCUGACUGCCGAGGAAUGGAAACGGAGAUAUGAGAGAGAGAAGGAAAAGAACUCCAAACUGAAGACUGUCAUUGAAAAUCUGCAGGCGGAGUUAGCUGCUUGGAGGAGCGGCCAAUCAGUUCCCGAAAACGAACAAGUUGAUGUUAAGAAAGCAGGCACCGAGGAUUCCAUGACUGCUACGCCCUCUACAUCAAUGAUUGGCAGUAUGACGGGUUCUAUUGUCAUAUCCGAGGCAGACAAAGCUUCCUUCGAGGCUGACAAGAUGAAAUUGUACCAGCUUCUUGAUGAUAAGGAUGAUGAAAUCAAUGAGCAAUGCCAGCUGAUUGAGAAGAUACAACAACAGUUGCUGGAGCAGGAGGAGCUGAUCGCUCAGGAGAGGAGGGAGAAAGAGUCCCUACAAGCUGACUCUGCCACUCUCUCUCAGGAGUAUGACUCUGCCAAGGAUGAAGUCAAGGAAGUCUUACAGGCCCUUGAGGAGCUGGCUAUGAACUAUGACCAGAAAUCCCAGGAAGUGGAAGCAAAGAAUAACGAAUAUGACCAGCUGAAUGAUGAACUCUCUCAGAAAAUUAACCUGUUGAACAGUCUACAGUCAGAGCUGGACACUACCAAGGAUUCCUCCCUUCACCAGCGUAAGAGGAUUACCGAUAUGAUGAUGUCUCUGCUUAGAGACCUCAGUGAUAUCGGCACCAUCGUGGGCGGAAACUCUGCUGAGACAAAGAUGGUAACGGGCAACAGUGACAAGAUUGAGGAGGAAUUCACCGUGGCUCGUCUUUACAUCAGCAAGAUGAAGUCCGAGGUGAAAACGCUCGUCAUGCGGGCACAGGCUCUUGAGUCAACCCAGGCUGAUGUCAAUAGCAAGCUCUCAACUGCCGAAAAAGAACUUGAUGAAUGCCGGCUGGUUAUCCAGCAGCACGAGGCUAAGAUGAAGUCCCUCCAAGAAACCAUCCAGGAUGUGGAUGCUAAGAAGAGACAGCUUGAAGAAAAUAUGGAUAUGCUGAAUGAGAGAGUUGUGGCUGCAGCAGCUGCUGAGCAAGUGCAUGUGUCGGCGAAGGAGGAGCUACAGACGUCCAUGGACAUGAAACAAGCCCUCGAGGCCCAGAUGGAGGUCCACAGAGAACAGCACUCCAAGCAGUUAUCCUCACUGAGGGACGAAAUAGCCACCAAGCAGGGCCUUGUGGACCAACUGAAAGACACAAACCAGAAGUUGACCUUAGCCCUUGAGAAACUGCAGUCAGACUAUGACAAACUCAAGCAGGAAGAAAGCGAUAAAUCAUCGCGUCUUGCUGAGCUGUCCUUACAGCGCGACAGACGUGAACAAGGCCGACAGGACCUUAUGGGCCUGGAGGAGACUGUGGCCAAGGAGCUGCAGACAUUGCAUAACCUGAAGAAAUUGUUUGUUCAAGACCUGCAGAACAGGGUCAGAAAGACCUCCAAGAAGGGAGAGGAGGAUGAUGAGGAAGAUGUGGGAGGCAGUGCCGCCCAGAAACAGAAGAUCAGCUUCCUGGAAAACAACCUGGAACAACUCACCAAGGUCCACAAACAGUUGGUGCGUGACAAUGCUGAUCUUCGCUGUGAACUGCCCAAGUUGGAGAAACGUCUACGAGCCACAAUGGACAGAGUAAAGGCCCUUGAAACUGCCUUGAAGGACGCCAAGGAGGGAGCAAUGAGGGACAGAAAGAGGUACCAGCACGAGGUUGACCGGAUCAAGGAGGCUGUUAGACAGAAGAAUCUUGCCCGCCGCGGACACGCCGCACAGAUUGCAAAGCCAAUCCGACCUGGUCAGCACCCCCAGCCAUCUGGAAACACCCCCCAGGGGAUCCGUGGUGGUGGCGUUGUCGUUGCCGCCAGGGCAUGAAGUGGAUAAAAUCAUGUUUCCAACAUCAAGAACUGACUAUCCAGAAUUUGUGUUCAGAGCAAAACUGUGGAAAAAUAGACUUUCUUAUUUAUUUAGUCGUUAUUAUCAAAAAUUACUGAAAAAACCCAGCCUGCAUAAAUGUAAUUUCCAAAAGUUUUGAAAAUUCAUUUUUUCUUUUGGCCGUGUGUGCAGCUGAUCAAAUCCUAGGAUUAUAGGUUUAUUCUAUAUAAAGCUUUUGAAUUCUUACAGUUAUUGAAAUUUGAGCCUAGUUUAAAAUUAGCUCAGAAAUAGCGGCGGGCACACACGGCCAUUUAAGAGACUUUCAUCAAAUAGCUGGGUUUUUUCAUAUCAGAUUACUGUUGUGAUUUUUGCAUUCCAUUCAGUGUUUAGCUUUCGCUUAUAAUAGCUAUUGUCAAUGUUGUAAACUGUUAAACAAUCAAGAAAUACAUUAUGAAGACUGUAACAUUUCAAUUUUGAAUGUUGCAACAUUUGAUUUUUCAAAGAAAUUGUCCAGAGAUGUUAUACUGGUAGGAAAUUUGAAUUUAUUAUGCAAUCAUGUAUGUAAUUCCAAUAGUAAAUUUGUAUAUUCUUAAGAGUGGUAACAUGUCAGUGAAGAAUUUGUCAAUGUUAUAUAGGGUGGUCUAGUGGUAUAGGUGUCCGUCCCUCACCCACGAGGUUGUGGGCUCAAUCCACAUCAGGGGCACUAUAUCACGGCCUCUCAAAAUGGCCAGUACUGGUUUCUACCCAGGAAACAGACUUGAGAGUGAUCCUAUAAGCUCUCAGCUUUCGUCACAAUCAAGCUAAAAGAAAUCAGUAUAAAUAAAAAGAGGAAUUUACAAAAGCAAUAUGCACAUACCGGUACUUUUGUAUGUGUCAAGGGCAGGAAAUGAUGUGUACAAAGGUGUAGGGAUGGGUUGGGUUAGAACAAAUGUAUGGAAUCUUUAAACGAGUCUCUGUUUGAAUUAGAAAUAGUGAGUGUAUAUGCAAUGUUUGAUCGAAAUACAGUUGAAUCUCGCUAUGUCGAAGUUGGUGGGACCCUGGGAAAUACUUUAUGAUAAAGUGCAUUCAAUAGAACAGAAAUAAAGAAGUGCAUAACUAAACCAAAAAAUAUUGAAAAAAAAUCGACAUAACCAGAACAUUGAGAUAACAGAGUUCGAUAUAGCGAGUUUCGACUGUAUGUCCUUGUGCCCUCAGCCCAUGUUUACUCAUUUCUUGGAUCUAAUUUAGACCUUAUAUAAUAUCAAUUUAUAUCAUUGUAAUGAGUUGAAGGUGUGUUAAUAAUUAUUAAUUUUUUUAUUUGUUGUAUGAAUGGCAAUUGAAAACAUUAAUGGUGCAGAGAUAGUACUUUUACAAUAAAAUAAAAUAGAAAACUUGUGAGACCUGUGGCCAUAUUCACUCGCAUCUUCAGACUUCGUUUAAGACUCAGUACUAGUCUCAGAAACGCAAUAACAAUUUCGAAAUGUAAUGAAAUUUUUUGGAGAAGCAGAAAGAUAUGUAAAUCUUGGUAAAACAUGUUAUAUGGAAAUGUUCUGCAAUUUUUACCACAAUUUGUUUAGUAGUAGAAAUUUGCACGCUAGUGAAUAUGGCGCUGGUCUUAACUCAGACCCAGGACUUGAGUGAACCCAGGCUGUAUACCUAAAUAGUUGAGUUGUGUUUUACAUCAUUAAUCAUAGUAUAAUGGAGACUGAAUGACAGUCAUAAAUUGUGGAUGUUAAUGUUGAAUUAUGGUGAAGUUCACUUUGUUAGAUGAUCUUUCAGACAUUUAUUGCAAAAACGUUACUUUUAUAGUCGUUAAAGCUAUUUGGUGCCUAGCAUAAAAAUCUUGCUCGAUAGAAUAACAAAUUGUGAUGUGAUCAAGUUUGGAAAACACUAUUUAUGUAGAUAAUGAAAUAUCACAUUAUGUGAUGUAGUUUACUUUGGUUUGAUUUGAUUUAUUUGUAUAGUGUAUUCUCAUUUGUGUUGGUCUCAUUAUGUUUUUAAAUUACGUGUUUAAAAUAUGGAUACUUCAGUUAUCCAAUUACAGUUCAUAUACGAUGUCAUAUAUGUAAUUGUAUCAAUUAGUUAACCACCUGUUUUUUUUCCAUUUUGACUUUCUAUGUUAACCCUUUACUUCAUAGAUACGCAAUUUUACUUAUCUAUCCAUAGCUUCAUAGAUACGGAUCUUAACGUUUUAUCCAUAGCUUCAUAGAUACGUAAUCCUACGUAUUCGUAAUGUAGGGGCAUUUAUUUUCAUACCUGAUGCUUGUUUAUGCGCUAUAAAUUCAUAUUCAUGAAGUAUAAACAUCGAUAAAUACAAUGCACUAAAAAAAACACUAUGUUACUAUUUAAAGAAUUUCGGAAAAUCGCGAAAUAAGGUCACUGGUAUCAAAGAUGCGUAAAACGUUGACUGCGCAGGUUUGUGGGCAUUUCUGUCUCGUUUUCCUCGUGGAAAUUUACACAAUACUGCAAGUUAUAAUUAACUACCAAUAAUACAACUAUAUUUUAUUGAUCACGCGCCUGACGUCACAGGUCAUGGUUCGAAAACGUGUCAAAAUGUCGGCCAUGUUGGAUAAACAAAAAAUCAUCUGGCUUGUAUAAACAAAGGCCAUAAAUCAUUAUAUGGGACAUAUGUGUCACUUCUGUUUCGCUAAUCCGGUCAUAAAAAUGCGCAUCUGCUUCUACAAAUUGAAAGUAAGUACAAAUGUGUUAUAAAAUAAUGACUAUCCCUAUUGUUAAACUUUGACAUGACCCAAUUUAACAUCGAUCAGCUGUUGAAACACGUGUUUUCGAAUACACAAGAAUGCAAUGUAGAGCUAAUUUCUGCCCUUGUUAACUUCAGUUUUAAACAACAUUCCUGAAUAAUGUCAUUUAUAUUUCAGUGUUUGUCUGACGAAUCGGAACAGUCUGGCUUCAAUUAAAAUGAGUUUGAGACAUUGAGUACGACGUCGAGAAUUCAGACCUCGGCGUCACGCACACAAGGAUACGAGAAAUGAGGAUUUUUAAAAUCAAACCCAAAUGACAAUACAUGGACAUGCAAUAAACGAUAUAAAUUUAGUAAACAAUAACAUGCAGGCCUCAUUUAGUAGUUGAAUAAUAACUUUAUUUGUUCAUUGUAGUGUUAAAUAACCGAAAGUUAUACGUACUGUGACUGUUGAUCAACUUUUUUUUUCUUCUGUAUCAUAUAUAUAAAUAUACCGUGCUUCUUUGUUGUGAACUAUUUUUUAAUUCUGUCCAUCUUUGUUUCAAUUCAGGUUGCAUUAAAUGAAUUAUAAAAAUAUGUUGUUUAUAUAAUAUUUCGUGUUGUGUUUGAUAAAUAAAAGUGUAAUAAAAAUUAAUUUUCAUCAAAUUUGACAUAUUUUUCUGUUUGUUUAUGAAUAUCAUGCGGAAAUAAUUUAGAUAACAAAAUAAAAUUUAUAUGACUGGAUUGGAAAUUUAAUUCUCUAUAAACUUUACAUUGAUGACUUAUUGAUUAAACCAAAAGAAAUACUAAGAAAAUAGGUUUGUAAUACAUUAGGGUUAAAAUUCCAAUAAUAUCAAUAAUCUCCUAUGAAGUAGGGGUACUGAUAUGAACUGAUAAGCCAUGAACUGGCAGCCUGAAAUGGCUUAGGUUUACAUGAAGUAAAGGGUUAAAGCUGCCCUCUCACAGAUUGAGCAUUUUAACAAUUUUUUUUUAAUUUUUUGUCCUGGAAAGAGUAAUUUUUUGCGUAAAUAUCUGCAAACGAAUGGUAUAAGAUUGCUGACAAAACAAAACAGAUCAUAGAAUUUCAUAUUUUCAUUGGAAAAUUAAUGUUUUAUGGCUUAAAUCCUUACUCACAGAUUAAGAAAAAUGCAUUAAACAUCAAUUUGAACUUAAAAAUGAGCAUCUGCGAUCUAAUUUUUUGUCAGCAGUCUUAUAUAGCUGGUUUCCAUGGAUUUACGCAAAAAUUGUCUCGUUCAAUGAUAAUAAAAACAAAGUUGUCAAAACGUUCAAUCUGUGAGAGUGCAGCUUUAAGAGGAAUUACAAUUAUUUCAGAUAUGGAGAAUUAUCUGAAUAGAAUUUUGUUUUUUCAUAUUAUGUGUAAGAAAUAAAAACAUUUUCUUACAAUAACCCUCAAGCUGUAGGUGUUAUUUAUAUGAGAUUUUAUCACCCAAACUUAGUUAUUGUGAAAUGAAAUAAAAUCUUUUUUUUUUAUAUGUUUGUUUUGUAAAGGCAUAGUUCUAAAAUUCUAAGCAUCAGAGUAUGUCACUGUGAAGUGUCAAUGUAUAUGAAAUGGGAUUUUCAUAAAAAAUGAAAAUUUAUAAUUUAAAUAAAAUGGCCAGAAACAUGUUCAAAAUCAGUAGCAUAUAAGCUAUACUACAUUGUUGUGUAUUUGACCUCCCUAUGAAAAGUUUGUGAACUUUUAAAUUACCUAUAAAAACAUGGUAAGCUUAGACCAACCUCUGAAAAGCAAGUAAUUCCUCAAUAAUUGUUACAGGGCGGGCUUUAAAUAUUGGCCACUGUCAAUUUCUGGUCUCUGCAUCAAAAACAUAUGUUCUGAUCUACAUGUACAUUGACGCUGCAUUUUAUGGAAAGAGUUUUGUGUAGAUGUAUACUUCCACAAUAUCUGUGCAAUAUAUGUUAUUAUGUAUUUAUUAUCUGUGUAUUAUUAUCAUCAUCAGUCUAAACUGUGUAUACUUCAUGGUGAUGUAUUAUUGUUUUUUCAAAUGGAAAUUAAGGAAAUCAUAUAAUUGUGAGGAAUGACAUUGAUCGGUCCAAUGAAAUUAUCCGAGAGUCAAAAACUAGAAAAUGCCUAAAUUUUUGUUACAGAAGUGUCCAUUGAUAUGUAGUGAACCUAAGUCUGUAAAAAUCUUCCAACAGAUUAAUUCUAUUUGAUGUUGAAAAAUGUAUGCUUUUUAGAGUGUACAUGUAUUAAUUUAUGCUAAGAAAACUACAAAGUUUGUCGGUAUUUUUGCUGGAAUUAGAAUAAUGAGGGAGAUUGAUUUAUGGUUUUUAAAAUAGCAAUGUCUGUCUAUGAUAAUGUGAAUGAACGACUGUAGGAAAUUUAUGAUGAUUAUAGAACAAUGUCACUGAUUGACUUUUAUUGUCAAUUAAUUCUGAGAAAAUAAUUUGUUGUCAUAAUUGACAAUUCAAGUUGUAAAGCUGACAGUGUCCUUCGAUGCAAAACAUAUGGGUUUUGUUUAAGUGAAUUAUAAGAAAAUUAGGGUUAUGAUUUUGCUGCGUAGCUUGAAAAGGGAAGAUAUAGACUGAAACUCACAAGCAUGGUACUCUUUGUUUCAUUACUGGCAAAAAAAUAUGGGUGUAUGUCUUUUUAACAUUGCUGCCCACUAGUAAACAAGAUCAUUUAAAAAAAAAGAUAUGGCCUUUUGGGUCCUCAACAGUUAAUUUUGACAUGAAAGGUUGGCUUAUACUUUUGUCUUUUUGUAACGGCCCGAUACUUUAAGAAUAAGGAAGGAUUGUAAUUAGUACAACUUAAUGCAGUUAAUUAUUUUAUGACGAAGUGAAGAAAUACUAAAACUUCAAUAGAAAAAUUCAUAGAUUUUAAAUGAUGUUAAAAAGUUGACAAUUUACUGAAGGAAUAACAUCGUAAAAUGCUAAAAUGAAACAUAAUAUUAUAUCAAAUUUAUCUUUGCUCAGUGAGUUGUACCUGGUACAAAAGUCUGAAUUAAGGGGCAUUAAAAAGGAAUAAAGUUGAUUAAAUGCCUUUAUUCCGUCAUCAACUCGAGACUUUGAGUCUUCUUGGUGCAAAGGUGUCAUGGUAUUCUAUGCGGCGAUUUGUUUUCUUUCAUGGUCAUUUCUUUAAAUAUCAAUGUGCUAGAUCUGUCUAGGUAAAGGUUAGUGAUUAAUUGUUUUAAAUUUAUUAUUUGGUUGAAAUUUUAAAAUUUUCGCAUAACCUGACACGAAAUUUCUUUACCAGUGAUUAAUAUAAAAUGCUUGCUAAGAUCUACAAACCUAAGUGCAGAUUUUCGAUUCUUAAACAGAAUGUACAAUGAGACUCAAUUUUCAUUCCAAAUUUGUAUAAGGGCCCGUUUAAUCAGUGAUUUAGAUAAUCACCAUUUUCAUCCCAGCCAAGUUAAUUUUUAAAUGUCUGAGUCUUAAAAAUACCAACGAUUUCAAAGUUAAUGUUUAUUCUCUUUGUUACAUAUAAUUUGUCAAGAAUGAAAUCAAUCAAAUGUUCAUGGAAUUGUAGAGUGUUUAAAUUUUGCAUGGUCUUUUUUUCAUGAUAUCGGUUAAUAGAUAUUUUGCUUGGUUAUAAAUUCUCGAUCCUCUCUAUUCAAGUUCAAGUUAUUCCCGCUCGCGAAAUUUAAACACCCUACAGUAUGUCCAAACUGUGAUCUAAAUGUCAGAGGUCGUAUGAACUGAAUUUCAGUGUGUGUAUGAAUAAUGUGAAUUGAUUACCAUAUAUUUUUUGCCUAGAAUUACAACACAAUCGUGAUGUUUUGAUUUCUGUUCCACCUUGCUACAUUCUUGUUUAUUGACAUUUCCCAUUUAUUUGAUUGAUUUUUCCGGAGAAUUUGAUAUUUUUGGAAACAAAAUUGUUAAUUAAUGGGUCGCGAAAAAAGGAAUUUGUGUUGGUGUGAAGCAUAAGUGACUAGGCCUUUUUUUUAGAAAGAUGUAUUAGGAUGAAUUAACUAAAUAUGUGAAAAUGGUUAUUAGUCUCUAUUUAAUAGCCAUUUGUCAUGUAUUUUGUAAAUAAAAUCUUCCAAGAAUUUUUUUCUCUCUAAACCAAAGGAGUUAAACAGAUGUUUACACGGAGUCUUUUACUUAAGUUAAAGUUUGAAUAGCAACGAGUCUGUUCUUAAUUUAAAUCUUUUUAUAGCCUUAGUAAGAAAUUAUCGAAAUAGGAAACCACAAACUAUUAAUUCUUAUCAUGGGUUGGAGCAAACUUGUAACAAAAUUUAGAAAUUCCAUCACAUGAGAAAUCUUUCCUUAAAAGUGUUGCAGUUGAUUUAAAUGAGGACGCAAUGAUGGUAUGUACAUUUUCGGGGGAAGAACAUGGAAGGAUUGCAGAAUGCGGUCUUCUUCCAUAAAAAUCAAGUUUGAAGCUAUCUUUUGAAUGCCCUUUCUGCUUGAAAUGUAAGUUUAAAAACAAACAGAACUAUUUUGAAAAAAUAACAGCGAAUAUUUAAACAUUGCAAAAAAAGAAAUAUGUUAUGCAAAAAAAGAAAUAUGUUAAAAAAAUAUAUUUGUGAAAUGGUGAUGCAAAGCAACUGGAUUGUUUUGUUUUCAUGUUUUGAAUGUUUUAUUAAAAGAAGAAAUAGAAAGGGGAUUCUCUCAGGGAUAAGCUAGAAUGAUGGUUUAUCGUGAGGACAGGUGAUGAAGUAUGUUUACUUGAAAGUUUAAGGAAGUUUUCUCUCUACCAUAUUUAUAUGCUUCAAUAUUCUUCGACUGUCUGCUUUGAGGACAGAGAAGUCGCUUAAUGCAUAAAUUACUGUUGAAACAAGUUGUUAAAGACUUGUCUUGACACAAUGUAUUGAAUAAAGGCAUUGUUUUAAGCCAGCUUAUGCUAGGGUAAUUAGAGAAUAUUAAUUAAUGAAAACCAAGUUUGACAGGACAUAUCUACAUAAUUGUCUCAUAAAAUAACAAGAAUUGAAUUCAAACAAGAAUUUAGUAGCUUGAAUACAGUUGUACAGUAGUCAGUUUUGUUUUUGAAGUUUUAUGGAAAUCUCCAGGCCAAGGAUAGUUAUACAACAGUCUAGCAAUCGAGUUUUUGUUUUAUAUUUUGCACUGGAAAUGUGUAACUUCAGGAAUCCAACCCAAAAAUAAGCUAAUUCUGUGAUAACUCCAUAAACCAUGAUGUUAAAUUUUCAUGUCUGCGGGUGACCACAAAUAAUUUUGAUAUCAUUUGAAAGGAUAUUACUCGCUGAUAACUAAUAAAUCUGAUAUAGGACCAAAACUACAUUGUUUGUAAGUAAGUUCUUGUACCGUGUAGUUUUUUUUUUUAUCUAUUUCAACUGAAAUCAGAUGUGUAAUGAACUACUGGUGUUUGUAAUUUUUCAAGGUCAUACUGAAGCUUGUUGGAUACAUUAUUUAUAGUAUACAUGUAAAGGCAAACUUCUACUAGUAUUGUCUGAUGAUUUUGGGACGGCCAUAUAUCAUAUUAAUCUUUACAAGGCAUAAUCUCUGCUAAGAACUGACAAAUUAUCAAUUCAUAAACUACAAAGUGAUGAAAACCUUUCUCUUAGCAAAUGCUUUGUUUACGUCAAUAGAAAUUAAAAAUACUAAUUGGAAACCGCUGUACAACUUGUUAGCCGCUUUGAACUUUGAUAUUACACUUAAUAUGUUAAUGUUAUUUCUUUGACCUUUUGAAUUGUGGGAUGUUUUUAUUACAUCAGUCAAUAGUUGUGGUCACUCUGAUGAUCAAAACAUACGAACUAUUAGUUGCAAAAUUGAUGAUGUUUUAUGUUCUUGUUAUUAUGAUACUUAGUGAUAAAGUCAUUGUUGAAUUUGCCUGAAGUACUUUUGUGAACGUAGUGACGUAUAUAACACAUUGGUAGUGGCGUAUGUAUUUAUCUCGUGCAUUUAUUAUUUCACCAAUAUACUUGAAUAUGUUAAAAGUUUUUGUAACCAAGGCAAUGUUUUUGAGUCCUUUAUUAUCAGAAUAUUGUUACUUCUAUGUAUUUACCUAGCCUUCAACUUAGACCGGAUAUUAACCAAUUGUUUUGUCCGCUUGACAUUAAGCAAAGAAAUACCAUGACACCUAAUAUGACAUAAUUAUUAUGGUGGCCAUUAGAAGUCUUAAUUGGCAAAGGUUAUGUUUCUAUAUAUCACCUGCAAACGACAUGUAAUGCUUCCUUUGAGAAAGAAUGAUGCCAGAGAUUUGACAGUUAUAAAGAUUGCUUGCAAUGCAGUGAUAACUCCUUCAAUACAUUCAUGUAGUUAUUUCAGUUUUGUUUACAACUUAUAAAUGGUCGCCUUGUGAACCACUCUAAAAAAACAACGAUGCUGCUCUUUGACUUUUAUUCCCUUCUUGACAGACACUUACAGCAACAAGAAUACUUUUAAUUGCCCAUGAUGUCCAUCGUUUCCUUUGUUUACCAACUUAUUUGUCUGCAUUCUGCAAAUAAUUUUUCCUUAUAAUUAAAAUAGCUGUAUGUUUUUCAUGGAUUUGCAUUCAAGAAUGUAAAAUAAUGAAAUGAUGGAGAUAUAAGGCAUGCGAGGGCUUUUGCAUUGAGAAUGAGAACAAAUAAGGGAUCAUUAUGUACAGUGGCAUCGAUUUCCGGGUCACACUGGAAUUAUUGAUCUGGUUUGUUAGCUAAUCUUUACCAAACUUAUUUACAAUAUUUUUAGACAGAGUUUCAAUCAACAUCAAGAUCAAACUAUUAACCCUUGAAUUGAAAAAAACCCCACCAAAAUCACCUUCCAAAUGUAGAUGCUCGUAGCAGGCACAUAUUCCAUUCACUGAAUAUUUAUGCCUUAUAUGUUUAUCAAAGCAUUGAUUCGCAUUUUUGCAUCUAUAUUCAGAUGAAAAGGAUGAUUGUGCCAAGUACAAAUUUAUUGAUCUUAUUGGCCCUUGAAUGUUCAGAAAUGACCUUCAAGAAAGGAGAAGAAUUGAAGAAUUUUUGCAUAUUUAGAUAAAAAAAGAUAUAUAAUGUUCUUAGUAUAUAUGUAUCGAGCUAGUUCUGCCUGUGCAGUGAUGCUUUGUGAUUCAAGUUUUUAUGACUGUCUGAAAAUCUUAAGAACCUUGUAUAUGAUUUAGAUAUUUAGAUGUAAUGAAAAACUGAAAUUCAAUUCUAGAAGCAAAUGAAAAACCAAACCAAGGUCAUGAUUUUGUUUGUAUUCAGGGAGACCAAUACAUAACAAGAUAUACUAACAUCAAGCACCAAUUUACCAAUCAACCACAACACAUACAUGUCGAACACUAACGCAACAGAAACCUUGAAACAGGCCUUGUAACGACAAACACGGAUAUUGAAAAUCACUGUCUUCAUUUGUGCUUGGUUAUAACAAUGAAACAGAAUUGUUACUCUUUUUUUUUACAUAAACAUAUAUACCAUAACAUCAGUCACAGAUAAAAGCUGAAUAUUAUAAAUACAUCGUGUAUGAAGAUAAAUUGAUUCACCAUACGUCAUCAAUAAUGACAUGGGUUCUCAUUUCUUCAAAUAUAAAUUUUAUGAGGAAGAAAUAAUGAAAAUGACAUAAUUAUUCAAAGGUUGGACUCAAUAUUCAAAUGCUUUGAUAUUAUAUUAACACUUUGGGUGGGGUAUUUCCAGCCAAAGUAUUGGGUCAUAUGGCUGAAGGGUUUGUAUGUCAGGCCAUUAAAAUACCUUGACCUUCUAAAUAGCUUAUCAAGUGGGUUUUUUCUUUCAUUUUUUAUAAUAUAUUAACACCUUGGGUAUGGUAUUUCCAGCAAAAGUAUUGCCUCAAAUGACUGAAGGGAAUGUAUGAGGGGUAAUGAAAAAUAUGUAGACUUUCUUAAUAUCUUAAUUCGUUUUGAAGUCCUCAUGAUGUAUGGUGAAAAUACAAAUUGACAAAGACUUUCAAAGAAACUGCAAGAAAAAUAUUUUAUUUUAAUUGACUUUUUGGUAUUUCUAAGAAUGAUUUAACAAUUUAAAGCUACCAUGGAGCACACUUUUUUUAAUAUCCCUCUUACAGCUGUAAAUUCUGGGUCUUGGUACUGCAGCUUGGUCACAGUUUACCUUUGUAGAGUUCUUCUGAACUAUUUUUCCCUUAUUAAUUGAUAUGGUCAUGUUGGGAUAAACAGGGUGAAAUAGGGUUUUCUAAGACUAUUGAUAUGUUGGAUGAUUUUAUGAUUGAUUGUUGCAUAGACCUUCAUACGACUGCUUUAGUACUUAAUUAUGCAUAAGCCAUUUGAAAUAUACUUUGCAUUAAUGAGCUUACUUAACCUAAUUAACUGUUAAAAAAUGGAAAUUGAUCAAUUAUUUUGUCAUUUGAAAUUCUUCAACGCUAUGUGACUUAUAUGGAUAUGUUUUUGGGACUCGGGUCACUCCUUCACGGUAAGCAUUACAGGUUAGUAAAUGUGUUAGGCGUAAACAUUGAUGCAUCAGAAUAAAGUAUGUCAGCACAUCAUGCUAAGCCUAGCUUUACGAGAAAAGGUUUCAAGGUUUUAUUGGCUAAGAUGACAAACAAAUCAGAAAUUAAAUGUCUCAAAAAGCAAACAUUUGUGUGUUCUUUCCGUCAUUUAAUUAAAACUGAUCUUAAUUAUUUUGGUGUAGUUACAGGUGCCCUUCUGACAGCCUCAUACUUUAUGAAAUACUGUUGCUGUAAAAUAGUGCUUAAAUUUAUUAUGUGACAUAGUAAAGUUUAUACAAGAAAUAAAUAGUCAUGUUUUGGGCAUUUAUUACUUGCCAUGUGUUUAUAAUACCUCAUACUAUACACAAAUGUAAAGUGUCCAAGUUGUUUAUGUUUAAAAUCAAGCAGUUCUAAAGCAACUAGAAAUAGAACUUGAUUAUGCUAGCUUUUUAGGUGCCAGCAUUGAUGGUGCCUGUUCUGAACUUGUGUGCUUAUUUAAAGAAAGUGCUGUUUUUACCUGAUUAGAAAAUAAGUCUUUGGCAUACAGUAACUGUAAUGAAUUACCAUGUAUCAUAAUUCAUAUACUUUGCAUGUUCUUCAACAUUUCGUAUUUAAGCCCUGUUACAUACUGUGUUUGAAUAUUUUAAUGAUACUAAUGUAUAUGACAAACUGGUAUAUGUGUAUCAAUAAUUUAUUAGUUAUACCCCCCAAAACAAAGUUUGGGGGGGGGGGUAUACUGGAAUCGGGUUGUCCGUCUGUCUGUCUGUCCGUCCGUUUUUUUUUUGUCCGGGAUUCAUCUUUGUCGUUAUUGAACAAAUCUUUUUCAAACUUUCAGAUAUUAAUGGCCAUGAUGUAAACUUGCGCCUCUGUGAAAUUGGUACGGGUCACAUGACCCUGACCAGAGUUAUCUCCCCUUGAUGUGUUAAAGUAGGCAAAAUAAGCCCUGUCCGGGAUUCAUCUUUGUUAUUAUUCAACAAAUCUUUAUCAAACUUUCAGAAAUUAAUGGCCAUGUUGUAAACUUUCGCCUCUGUGAAUUUGGUACAGGUCACAUGACCCUGACUGGAGUUAUCUCCCCUUGAUGUGUUAAAGUAGGCAAAAUAAGCCCUGUCCGGGAUUCAUCUUUGUUAUUAUUCAACAAAUCUUUAUCAAACUUUCAGAAAUUAAUGGCCAUGUUUUGUAAACUUUCGCCUCUGUGAAUUUGGUACAGGUCACAUGACCCUGACUGGAGUUAUCUCCCCUUGUAGGCAAAAUUAGCUUUGUCCGGCCUAACUCCAGGGCAAACAACCUAGACAUGGAGGGGUGGGGGGUAUUCGUUAGCCUAUGGCUUACAGUUCUAGUUACUUCUACUAAUAAAAUGUGUACAUGAUUGUUGUGGUCUGUAAUUUUGUAAAUUGUACAUACUUCUAAUACUGAUGUGUGAUUCUAUGCUUAGAAUUUCAGUUGCGAAUUUGCCUCAGCUUUGUGAAGAUUUUUUUUUUCGACACUGGAAAUAAACUGCUACUCAUGUCUGUUUA